AUCCACACUCCAGUGCUCUUCGAGAAUCUGUCUUCCAGCCAAUUCGGGUGGAUACGGGCGGGAGUGUGUCGGUGUGCGGGUGUAGGUGGGUGGAUGUGGGUGUGGAUUUGGAAGAUCGACAGGUAUAUCUGCAUCCACAUACACACUCACACCCAUCCCACAACCAUACUCACUCACCCACACCCUCAGCAUUAAAUCUUUCACAAUAUGAUCGUUCUAGUAUUCAUCUUCGCAUUGUCAUAUCAAAAUACGCGAAUAAUCCAUAUGGAAAUGUACUUGAAACAUCACAAGAAAUUAUUGGCAAGAGGUCUAGAUCAAAUGAUGAAAUCAAUUCUUGCCUUCGACCAAGUUAUACUGAUAAUACAGAACUUUUACCAUUGUCAUUUUUAACAAAUAUGGGUUGA
This is a messenger RNA of Rotaria sordida, 404 nucleotides long. The record is from the annotation of a GenBank genome assembly. Lineage: Eukaryota; Metazoa; Rotifera; Eurotatoria; Philodinida; Philodinidae.